AUGACGACUGGCCCUACAACCAAUUCGCCUUCUGAUUCUCUUCAUUCAGGCAUCAUGGCAGUGUACCAGAGUUCAGACAGGGUAUCAGGGAUCAGUGAGGUUAUUGCAACCUUUGGGUACUCUGUAAUGGAAAUAAGAAAGCAUCACGAUGGGUUUCUUGGUUACGAAAGGGGUGAAGGGAAGGCAGUGAAUAUAUGGGUGGAAUUCAAUGUAGUUCAUUAUUCUCGGACUGAUGAUAAUCAGAGGGAGAAUUUUCCAGAGUUGAAAAGGCAGCAAGAGCAGCUGAUUAUAGUAUUGGGAGAGUCUUCCAUUUUAAAUGAGCACAUGGUUGUGCUAUUGCCUGGAGAUGUUUAUGCUAUUUCUGCUGGUUAUAAGAUGGAAGAACUUGAACAGGACUCGAUGCACGGACUUUUUGAAUGCUCCAUUGAUGUACUUGCGAAUAUUGAUCAGGUUUCCUCUGUUAAGCAUUUUGUUCUUGAGGAGAACAUGUUGGAGGUUGACUAUCCCUGUGUCACCCCAGAGGUUGUUCUCAAAGCAUCUGGUCAUGUUGAUAAAUUUACUGACCUUAUGGUUAAAGAUGAGAAAGCUGGGACUUGCUAUCGUGCCGAUCACUUGGUCAAGGAAUUCUGCAGUGAAAAGCUUCAAAAAGACCUUUCCAUAACUGCCAAGGAGGCUGCAGAACUGAAGCGCAUACUUGCUGUUUUGGAUGAUCUUUCAGCUGAAGAGCUGGGUGCCAAACUUAAGGAGUAUGGCAUUAUAGCUCCAGACACUAAGAAUCCAAUUUCUGAUCCAUAUCCAUUCAAUCUUAUGUUCCAAACAUCAAUAGGCCCAUCUGGCUUGAGCCCUGGGUUCAUGUGGCCAGAAACUGCACAGGGCAUAUUUGUUAACUUCAAAGACUUGUACUAUUACAAUGGGAACAAGCUUCCUUUUGUUGCUGCUCAAAUUGGCUAGGCUUUCAGAAAUGAGGUUCUUAAUUUUCUUAUCUUUGGACUUUAGCACUUAUGUUUGCAUAGGAUGCUCAUAUUAUUUCUAAUUGGUAACGGGUCUUUGUAACUAGUAUUUUGGUCCUCUCCUUUCU
This is a messenger RNA of Humulus lupulus (European hop), 1078 nucleotides long. Its product is annotated as glycine--tRNA ligase, mitochondrial 1-like. The record is from RefSeq and is a predicted model, not a curated record. Gene Ontology annotation, biological process: mitochondrial glycyl-tRNA aminoacylation. The transcript is spliced from 8 exons. Gene Ontology annotation, cellular component: cytoplasm; mitochondrion. NCBI's taxonomy places the organism in Eukaryota, Viridiplantae, Streptophyta, Magnoliopsida, Rosales, Cannabaceae. Bases 1 to 951 code for a protein of 316 amino acids. Gene Ontology annotation, molecular function: glycine-tRNA ligase activity.